AUGAGCUUUGGCAAGAUGGAGGGCGACGCUUCGGACAAGAACAUCGGCUUCAUGCUGCAAGACGACGUCGCCGACGGCCCCUACUACCGGCAGGAGUGGGAGGGCAUGAAGCAGACCACCCCGAUCAUCUCGGGUGGCAUGAACGCCUUGCGGCUGCCUGCGUUCUUCGAGAACCUGGGCCACUCGAACGUUAUCCUGACGGCCGGCGGCGGGGCCUUCGGGCACAAGGAUGGGCCGAAGCAGGGCGCUAUCUCGUGCGCCCAGGGCGAGGAGUCGUGGAAGUUGUGGAAGGCAGGCACCUACGGCGACGUGAGCCUGUCGGACGGCGUCGUCGAGUACGCGAAGACGCACGAGGAGCUCAAGGGCGCGUUCUUGACGUUCCAGAAGGAUGCGGACCAGAUCUACCCAGGCUGGAAGGAGAAGCUCGGCUACACGGGCGAGUCCUCCGUCCAGGCGGCCAGCUUCAAUUGGCAGAAGAAGGAGUUGGCCGCGGCGUUCGUUGGCGCCAGCAAGGCUCGCACAGCGAGCUCUGUGACCCGCCGGGCCCUGGACCAGUCGAGCCGCUACGCGGACCUCUCGCUGACGGAGGAGGACCUGAUCAAGAACGGCCAGCACGUGCUGGUGGCCUACAUCAUGAAGCCCAAGGCGGGCUACGACUACCUGGCCACUGCGGCGCACUUCGCGGCGGAGUCCUCUACGGGCACGAACGUGAACGUGUGCACCACCGAUGACUUCACUAAAACUGUGGAUGCUCUCGUGUACUACAUCGAUCCUGAGAACGAGGAGAUGAAGAUCGCCUACCCGACGGCUUUGUUCGAUCGCAACAUCACUGAUGGCCGCGCUAUGAUGUGUUCCGUGCUGACCUUGAGCAUCGGGAACAACCAGGGUAUGGGCGACGUCGACUACGGGAAGAUCUAUGAUAUUUACUUUCCGCCGCAGUACCUGCGCCUGUUCGACGGGCCGUCGUGCUGCGUGAUCGACAUGUGGCGCAUCCUGGGCCGCGGCACGGUCGGCGGUGGCCUGGUGGUCGGCACAAUUAUCAAGCCCAAGCUGGGCUUGCAGCCGAAGCCCUUCGGCCAGGCGUGCUAUGGCUUCUGGCAGGGCGGCGACUUCAUCAAGAACGAUGAGCCGCAGGGCAACCAGACGUUCUGCCAGAUGAACGAAUGCAUCCCCGAAGUCGUGAAGGCCAUGCGCGCGGCACAGGAGGAAACGGGCCAGGGCAAGUUGUUCUCCGCCAACAUUACGGCGGAUGACCCGAACGAGAUGAUCGCACGUGCCAAGUACAUCUUGAACCAGAUGGGCCCGAUGGCAGAGAAUUGCGCCUUCUUGGUCGACGGCUACGUGGCUGGCGGCACUGCGGUGACCGUUGCGCGCCGCAACUUCCCGAAGCAAUUCCUGCACUACCACCGCGCCGGCCACGGCGCAGUGACCAGCCCGCAGACGCAGCGCGGGUACACCGCCUUCGUGCACACCAAGUUGUCGCGCGUCAUCGGUGCCAGCGGCAUCCACACGGGCACGAUGAGCUUUGGCAAGAUGGAGGGCGACGCUUCGGACAAGAACAUCGGCUUCAUGCUGCAAGAUGACGUCGCCGACGGCCCCUACUACCGCCAGGAGUGGGAGGGCAUGAAGCAGACCACCCCGAUCAUCUCGGGUGGCAUGAACGCCUUGCGGCUGCCUGCGUUCUUCGAGAACCUGGGCCACUCGAACGUUAUCCUGACGGCCGGCGGCGGGGCCUUCGGGCACAAGGAUGGGCCGAAGCAGGGCGCUAUCUCGUGCGCCCAGGGCGAGGAGUCGUGGAAGUUGUGGAAGGCAGGCACCUACGGCGACGUGAGCCUGUCGGACGGCGUCGUCGAGUACGCGAAGACGCACGAGGAGCUCAAGGGCGCGUUCUUGACGUUCCAGAAGGAUGCGGACCAGAUCUACCCAGGCUGGAAGGAGAAGCUCGGCUACACGGGCGAGUCCUCCGUCCAGGCGGCCAGCUUCAAUUGGCAGAAGAAGGAGUUGAGCUGA
Molecule: messenger RNA, 2010 nt
Organism: Prorocentrum cordatum
Lineage: Eukaryota; Dinophyceae; Prorocentrales; Prorocentraceae
Source: the annotation of a GenBank genome assembly